Messenger RNA from Aspergillus alliaceus, 359 nucleotides. RefSeq lists its product as uncharacterized. The transcript has a single exon. Lineage: Eukaryota; Fungi; Ascomycota; Eurotiomycetes; Eurotiales; Aspergillaceae. The record is from RefSeq and is a predicted model, not a curated record. The coding region runs from base 101 to 316 and encodes 71 amino acids.
ACGCUGGGUUUAAUAGCCAAAGAUCGGGCCCUUUCUUUUAUGCCUAACAGAAACACUUGACUCGUAGUUUUCCAAUCCAAGAAAGGAGGGAAAAGUGACGAUGAUUAUGAACAACGGAGUAGGAGUUUUAUUCAGUGCCUACUUCCUUGCGAAUAGCUUCGCAUCUCCUUGGUUCUGUUGGCCCGAAUAUCCUGCGUUUGCUUCCCUGGGAAAGGCGUGGAAUUUGGCUCUCCUUGCUAUAAUGAGGGAGAACUCCAUAAUUCGAAAGAACAAUUUCGAAAAGAAGCUUGAUGUGAAAUAUCGGAGAAGCUUUUAAUUGUCUAGACAGGUAGUUUUGGAUUUGAAAAUGGAUCGGUUAG